AUGGCCUCGGCGGCGGCGGGCGAGGCGGAAGAGACCACCCGGCUGCGCAAGCCGCGCUUCUCGUUCGAGGAGAACCAGAUCCUGAUCCGUGAGGUCCGCGCCCACUACCCGCAGCUGUACGGCGCGCAGAGCCGUCGGGUGAGCGUGGCCGAGCGGCGGCGCGUGUGGGACGGCAUCGCCGCCAAGAUCAACGGCAUCACCAGCUGGAAACGCACCGGCCAGGAGGUGCAGAAGCGGUGGAACGACUUCAAGCGCCGCACCAAGGAGAAGCUGGCCCGCGUGCCGCACUCCACGCAGGGCGCGGGGCCUGCAGCCGAGGACGCCUUCUCCGCGGAGGAGGAGACCAUCUUUGCCAUCCUGGGGCCGGGUGUGGCGGGGCCGGGAGCCGGUGCAGGGGCCGAACAGCCCCCCGCGGCCGCUUCCUCGCAGCCGCCGGCCCCGAGUGCCUGCGCUCAGCGCUAUGUGUUGCUGGAAGACCGCAGGGAGGACCGACGGGCAGAUAACCCAGCCCACAGCAAGGGGGACUCCAGCAGCCCAGAGCCCUGGGCCCGAACCUCCUGCAAGCCCCAGGAAGGGGGCUGCCCGCCCUCCAAGGAGCGUGAGUCCCCACCCCCUCCGGCCCUCCAGAAGACGGUCCAGCUGCCCCGCCUGGCCUUGUCACCACCGCCCCCGGCCCCUCCACCGCCGCCACCUCAGCCUCCACAGCAGGUCCAAGCGGCUCCCUCGCCCCCCAGCCCUCCACCCCCUCCGCUGCCGCAGCCUGUGCCCUCGGCCCCAGAGCCCUCCCUGGACUUCCUUCGGGCCCAGCAGGAGACGGCCAACGCCAUCCGGGAGCUGGCUGGCACCCUCCGGCAGGGACUGGCCAAGCUGAGCGAGGCCCUCAGCGCCCUGCUGCCCCUCCUGCCUGGAACCCAAGUCGACCCAUUGCCCCCGCCUCUGCCCCCACCCCCGCCCCCAUCCCCCAGACCUGCUGUGCCGCCCCCACCCGCCCCCAAGGUGGAGGCCACCCCAGAGCCCGUGUCCGUGGUGGCUACUGUUGUGGACAGGGCCGGGGUGGCAGCCAGGGGGGUGAUCAUGGCCCCUAGGAGCGAGGAGGGGGGCCCCCGGGCACCCCCAGCCCCACUGCCUUCCCCUGACUCCCCUCCACACAAGAGGAGGAAAGGUUUUCCCACAAGGAAGAGACGGGGGCGAUGGAAAACCCCAUGAAAUCUGCCUUUGGGGUUGAGCUUGUCUGCGCUCCUGCCUGCGCCUCCUCCCCCAGCUUAGCCCACGGAGGGGGGCCUUGCACCUUCCCCAGCCCGGCCGCACCCUGGCUCCCUGCUGCAGGGGCACAAGCACCCCAUUCCCUGUACUAGUUAGUGCCUGAUUCUCGGGGAGCCUCUUCAUGGGCCCCCCCAGCCCUUCUCCAGUACAGCGCUGUCUGCCUGGCUGCUUCCCUGAACCUUGACUUCAAAGCCAUCGACUUUAUGUUAUUUAUAAGGCCCUUUGUGGACUGCGGAGGGAACCCCGGGUCUGCACAUCCCCCUGCCCUCACAAUUCCUGGUCUUGACUUGAAGAGAAUGACCCGCGGGGGCCUUCCCACCCCCUCCCCCAUCCAGACUUUGGAGUGGGUUGGGGUUGCGGGACAAAUCAGAAGUUGGAGGACAUAGAGGAUACCCUAGGGAGCGGGGGUGGAGUUCUUACUGGGGGGCUAUAGGUUGGGCCCUCUGCCUCCCCUGCGGUCUCUGACCUCCAGAGCUCAGCCACUCCUUGCUCCCCAGUGGUGACGAGAUGACAAUAAACUUAUUUUUACUACAGCCUUGGGGUACCAGCCCAGGUGUCCCCUCCUCCGGAAUAUGCUGGGGCCCCUCCCCAGGCUAAGAGGGGUCUGCUGCCCAGUUCCUCCCAGUAUCCUGUGCUGCUUUUUCAGUGUUGCUGAAGGAACAAGUGCCUUUAUCUGUUCAUGGCCCAUUUCCCUCUCACUGCCCCUGCAGGUGCUGGUUCUCUUGUUCUCAAACCUGUUGUACCUGGUAACAAACCAGAUAACCACCAGCUUGGACUAGGGCCCAGCUCAGCCAGGGGGCUGUCUUGGGAGCUGCCUUGGUUCUAUGCUGGACCUUCAUCGUCCUCAUCUGGAAGACCGGCAGAGAGAUUGAGGUGUCUUUACCUUCUCCAGCCAGAUGCUGUUCCUCCAUCAGGUCGCAGUUCCCAUGGAUCUGGAGAAAGCCACCCCAACACCCCUCUCUCCCUAGCAGUUGUAAAAAAAAAAGUUGAAUCAUCAUUUGCAUCAAUUUAAAUUAAACCUCAGCUUCUGUCACCAGGCUGAGCCAGGGCAAGGCCCGAGCCAGUCUCAAAACCACUGUG
Messenger RNA from Talpa occidentalis (Iberian mole), 2343 nucleotides. It is a transcript of the gene MYPOP, whose product is annotated as Myb related transcription factor, partner of profilin. Gene Ontology annotation, cellular component: nucleus. The transcript is spliced from 2 exons. Lineage: Eukaryota; Metazoa; Chordata; Mammalia; Eulipotyphla; Talpidae. The record is from RefSeq and is a predicted model, not a curated record. Bases 1 to 1206 code for a protein of 401 amino acids. Gene Ontology annotation, molecular function: RNA polymerase II cis-regulatory region sequence-specific DNA binding; DNA-binding transcription factor activity, RNA polymerase II-specific. Gene Ontology annotation, biological process: regulation of transcription by RNA polymerase II.